UUCUAAAAGAGAUACAAUGUUGACAAGUGCGGGGGGAAUCCUCGCCUUACUCCAGGAUAAUCCACACGUCAAGGCGGACUCAAGGCCAGAGGAUGUAUCACUUAAGAUCCAGCUGACCCAGUUUGCACUGAAGAAGCUAGAUCUUGUGGUGGAUGAGUUCUGGGCUGAAAUAUCUGACUCAAUCCAGGCAAUUGAGGAGAUCUACGAGGACAAGCUCUACCCUAUAGAGGUCCGUGAGUUAGCUGCAGUGGUAGCCAGCAAGGUAUUCUACCACCUGGGCAGCUACGAGGUUAGCCUGGACUACGCCCUGGGAGCUGGAAACCUGUUUGAUGUGACCAGCAGCUCUCAGUAUGUUGAGACAAUCAUUGCCAAGUGUAUUGAUAUUUACACCAGCAAGCGCCUGGCUUUUCUAGAGUCUGGGGAGAAGGUUGUAGAUAAACGUUUGGAGGCAAUUGUUGAUAGAAUGUUUGACAGAUGCUUUGAGCACGGUCAAUACCGCCAGGCUUUGGGAAUUGCAAUUGAAACAAAGAGAAUGGAUAUUUUUGAAAGAGCUGUAACCGGUAAACUAUCAGACGAACAGGUUUGUGACAUGCUUGGCUACGCAUUCCGUGUUGUGAUGAACCUGAUCCAGAACAGAACCUACAGAGGGGAGCUGCUCAGGACCCUUGUCAAGCUCUACAGGGGUCUCACAACACCGGACUAUGUUCAGAUGUGUCAGUGUCUCAUCUUCUUAGAUGAACCUAUGGCAGUUGCAGAUAUAUUAGAGAGACUGUCCAAGGGAACCGAGGAGGAUUCCCUGAUGGCUUACCAGAUCGCCUUCGACAUGUAUGAGUCCGCCACCCAGCAGUUCCUGAGCAGGGUGCUUGCUGCCAUCAAAAAGACCGCCCCUGUCCCCCAGGGUGGUCAGCUGGUACCCCAGGAGGGGGAGGAGAGUAUGGAGACAGAUGAGACGAAAGAGGAGAAAAAAGAAGAACAAAAGGAACCGGAACUGAGUACUGAAGAACAGGAACUAAAAACUAGGGUUGGGAAACUCUCCAGUAUCCUCUCUGGAGAGAAACCCAUCUAUCUUCAUCUCCAGUUCCUGAUAAGGAAUGAUAAAACUGAUCCUCUCAUCCUGAAGAACACAAAGGAUGCUGUUCGAGUAAGUAUCUGUCAUACAGCGACUGUUAUUGCAAACGGAUUUAUGCACAGUGGAACAACACACGAUCAGUUUCUUAGGGAUAACUUGGAUUGGUUGAGCAGAGCAACUAACUGGGCAAAACUAUCUGCUACUGCUACUCUCGGAGUUAUUCAUAGGGGACAUGAGAAGGAGUCUUUAUCCUUGAUGCAGAGUUAUCUACCGAAGGACUCUGCAGGAACAAGCUCUGGAUACGCCGAGGGCGGAGGAUUGUACGCCCUGGGUCUUAUUCAUGCCAACCAUGGCGGAGAAAUCACCGAAUAUCUGUUAGGUCAAGUAAAGGAAGCUACCAGUGAGCAGAUCAAGCAUGGUGGCUGCCUAGGGCUGGGUCUAGCUGCUAUGGGAACCCAUAGAGCAGAUGUUUAUGAGCAGCUGAAGUUCUGCCUUUAUCAGGAUGAUGCUGUUACUGGAGAAGCUGCUGGACUAGCUAUGGGUCUAUGUGAGCUAGGAAGUAAAUCUGCUGCAGCUAUUGAGGAUAUGGUUGCAUACGCUCAGGAGACACAACACGAGAAGAUUCUAAGAGGUUUGGCUGUCGGAAUAUCUCUGGUUAUGUACGGAAGACUAGAGGAAGCGGAUCCUUUAAUUACUUCCCUGUCACAGGACAAGGAUGCUAUUCUAAGAAGGUCUGGAAUGUACACCAUCGCUAUGGCGUACUGUGGAACCGGCAACAAUAAGGCCAUCAGACAACUCCUUCAUGUUGCUGUCUCCGAUGUAAACGAUGAUGUAAGACGAGCUGCAGUUACAGGACUAGGAUUCCUGCUCUUCAAACAACCCGACCACUGUCCAGGUGUUGUACAGCUACUCUCUGAAUCCUACAACCCUCAUGUACGGUACGGCGCUGCAAUGGCGCUCGGUAUAGCGUGCUCAGGAACCGGAAACAAGGAGGCGCUCGCGCUUAUUGAACCAAUGAGGAACGAUCCUGUUAACUAUGUGCGUCAAGGAGCUCUGAUUGCGUCAGCUAUGAUAUUGGUUCAGCAGACAGAGGUCACUUGCCCUAAGGUCAAGGAGUUCAGGGCUCUGUACACCAAGGUGAUCAACGACAAACACGAGGACGUGAUGGCUAAGUUUGGUGCAAUCUUGGCCCAGGGUAUUAUUGAUGCUGGAGGACGGAACGUGACAGUGAGCCUGCAGAGUAGAACAGGACACACCAAUAUGUUGGGUGUAGUUGGUAUGCUGGUGUUUACACAGUACUGGUACUGGUUCCCUCUCUCACACUUCCUUAGCCUAGCAUUCCAGCCUACUGCUGUCAUUGGACUUAACAAGGAUCUGGAUAUGCCUGUAGUCCAGUUCAAAUCAGCAGCGAAACCCAGCACAUACGGUUACCCUGCUCCUCUAGAGGAGAAGAAGAAGGAGGACAAGGAGAAGGUCGCCACAGCCAUCCUCUCAAUCACCAACAAGCAGAAGAAGAAGGAGGCAGAGAGGAAGAAAAAAGAAGAUGAUAAAAUGGAGGUUGAUGAGAAGGAAGAGAAGAAGAAGGAGGAGAAGAUGGAAGAAGAUAAAAAGAAGGAUGAAGAGGAUAAGAAGAAGGAUGAGGAGAUUGAGGAGAAGAAAGAGGAACCUUUGUUUGAAAUGCUGUCCAACCCUGCCAGAGUUAUGAAGGCACAGCUUAAAGUUAUUCACAUGGAGGAUGGAAAGUAUGAGAACGUGAAAGAGUUGAGUAUCGGCGGUAUCAUCAUGCUCAAGAACCUCUCCGGGGAGAAGGAGGAGAUAGUGGAACCUAUGGUCGUUAACAAGGGUGAGAAGGAUGAAGAUGAAGGAACAGAACCUGAACCUCCUCAACCCUUCCAGUGGACCGAGGACUAGACUUUAAUCCCCUUCCAUUUCCAGACUUUGUUCUACAAUAAUGUUUAACUAAAUACGACUCAUAAAUAUUUGUCAACAAUAGCACAGCGUGAAACCACAUAAAUUAUCAGUUUUCUGUUUAAUAUGAGUAAACUGUUGGCUGAAAUAUUAAAAAUUCAAAAUUGAUGUAAUAAUGUAUUUCAGA
Eurytemora carolleeae is the source of this 3164-nucleotide messenger RNA. RefSeq names its product 26S proteasome non-ATPase regulatory subunit 1 (gene Rpn2). Lineage: Eukaryota; Metazoa; Arthropoda; Copepoda; Calanoida; Temoridae. The transcript has 22 exons. Gene Ontology annotation, biological process: proteasome-mediated ubiquitin-dependent protein catabolic process; regulation of protein catabolic process. The record is from RefSeq and is a predicted model, not a curated record. Gene Ontology annotation, cellular component: proteasome complex; nucleus; proteasome regulatory particle, base subcomplex. The coding region runs from base 17 to 2980 and encodes 987 amino acids. Gene Ontology annotation, molecular function: enzyme regulator activity.